This is a messenger RNA of Girardinichthys multiradiatus, 1433 nucleotides long. RefSeq lists its product as uncharacterized. The record is from RefSeq and is a predicted model, not a curated record. Bases 32 to 904 code for a protein of 290 amino acids. Lineage: Eukaryota; Metazoa; Chordata; Actinopteri; Cyprinodontiformes; Goodeidae. The transcript is spliced from 8 exons.
UGUAAAACUGCUGAAAUCAGUCAGAGCUGCAAUGAUGGAAGCAUCUUUUCCCUGUCUGGUCUUUCUGACCUCAAUGCAGCUCCGUGCAACCUUUCAAGCUGGUCUGACUGUGAGUCCCAGCAGAUCUCAGUUCUUUGAAGGAAACUCUGUGUCUCUGAGCUGUGAGGAGGACAACAUCUCUGCUGGAUGGACUGUGAGGAGAAACACAACCAGAGAAACCAGAACUCAGUGUGGAAAAGGAUGGGGGACACAAGCUGGUUUAACCUGUAACAUCACCUACCUGUACCCAUCAGACACUGGAGUGUACUGGUGUGAGUCCAGAGAGGGAGCAGCCAGCAGCAGCAUCCAGCUCACUGUCUCUGAAGAACCCCUCACCUCCUCUCCCCAGUCUCCCUCUGCUCCCCGAGCCUCCUCUUCCUCUGCUCUUCUUUAUGUGUUGUUGCCUCUGGCAUCUCUGUGUGCUGUGGUAGCAUCAGUUUUACUGGUGAGACGGAGCUGCAACCAGUCAAAAGGUAACAAAGAACAACCUGGAGAGGACAGUCUCACCUAUAGUGGCCUCGUAAUAUCAGGUCAGCAACAGAACAAAGAGUCGACCUCAGUUAAUGAUUGGCUCCAGGAUGAGAUCAAACUGACAUGUUUCAACACAUCUUCUUUGUUCCCUCAGGAGAGCGAUCCAGCUACAAUCUACUCAACUGUGAGAAGACAACACACCAGUUGUGGAGAAAUAUUCAUCAACCAAAUGCACGACAAGACAAAUAUGACAGAGAGUGAUCCAGCUGCCAUUUAUUCAGAUGUGACAACAGAGGACAUCAGUUAUGGACAGAUAGUCAUCAGAGAAAACAGGAACAGAGCUGUUUCAGAGCUUCAACCAGAGCCUUGGGUCAUCUACUCGUCACUGAGAUGAUCUGCAGCCAGAAAAACACCAACCUUCAUGAAUUCGUGUUUUAUUGCCAGACUACGGAUGUAGUUCAUGGUUUUCAUUUGAAGCAGCAGCUCAUGUUCCCACAGCAGCUGUGAUGUUUCUCUGCAGAUGCCUUCAAACGUAACCAGACAUGUUCUGUUUUUCAUGGUGCUGUGUGGCUUUCAGGAACAACCCAGCUGUCCUUGUUUGAGGUUGGUUGACACAAACGUGGCUCCAGAGCUGCAACCAGAGAAUCAAACCACAGAUGCUGCUAAAGGAAGCAGCAACCUGGUUCAGGGUUUUGUUUUCUUUGUUUUAAACACUGAGUCAUCUGAUUUAAUCUUGUAGACAUGACUGUACCUUGAGAUCCUUUCCACGAACCCACAAACAGCAUAAAGACGAGCUGCUGACGGAAACUUCUGAUGAUCCCAACUGAGCCUGAUUCUCGGUACAAACAGCAGCUUUUCUGAUUCCUUCCUGGACUGUCGGGUUUUUCUAAUUGUUUGUGGAGGAAUAAAACGCAUCAGCUAAC